Neoarthrinium moseri is the source of this 1458-nucleotide messenger RNA. RefSeq lists its product as uncharacterized. The transcript has 7 exons. Gene Ontology annotation, cellular component: mitochondrion. The record is from RefSeq and is a predicted model, not a curated record. Lineage: Eukaryota; Fungi; Ascomycota; Sordariomycetes; Amphisphaeriales; Apiosporaceae. The coding region runs from base 1 to 1458 and encodes 485 amino acids. Gene Ontology annotation, molecular function: homocitrate synthase activity.
AUGUGUCCAACCUGUGAACCCGAGCAAACCGCCGCAACUCUGCCCAAUAUGAAUGGACAAUCGACCGCCGCCGCCGCCAACGGCGCCAACGGCUCCAAUGGCUCCUCGAGCCACCCUGGCUACACCAAGUUCGAGACCAAGGGCCACAACCCCUACGCUCCCGUGGGCGAUUUCUUGAGCAACGUCUCAAAUUUCAAGAUCAUCGAGUCCACCCUCCGUGAGGGUGAGCAAUUCGCCAAUGCCUUCUUCGACACCGAGAAGAAGAUCGAGAUUGCCAAGGCUCUAGAUGAGUUCGGCGUUGACUACAUAGAACUGACAUCGCCGGCUGCCAGUGAGCAAUCACGCGCCGACUGCGAGGCGAUCUGCAAGCUCAACCUCAAGGCCAAGAUUCUCACACAUAUCCGAUGCCACAUGGACGACGCCAGAAUCGCUGUUGAGACUGGUGUAGAUGGUGUCGAUGUUGUUAUUGGAACAUCGGCAUACCUCAUGGAGCACUCCCACGGCAAGGAUAUGUCCUACAUCAAGAACACCGCCAUCGAGGUCAUCGAGUACGUCAAGUCCAAGGGAAUUGAGAUUAGAUUCUCUUCGGAAGACAGCUUCCGUUCCGAUCUCGUCGACCUGCUCUCGAUCUACCAGGCUGUCGACAAGAUCGGUGUCAACCGUGUUGGUAUUGCCGACACUGUCGGCUGUGCCAGCCCCAGACAGGUCUACGACCUUGUCCGAACUCUUCGUGGCGUCGUUUCGUGUGACAUCGAGACUCACUUCCACAACGAUACUGGCUGUGCUAUUGCCAACGCUUACUGCGCUUUGGAGGCUGGCGCCACUCACAUCGAUACCUCUGUUAUCGGUAUUGGCGAGCGUAACGGCAUCACCCCUCUGGGUGGCUUGAUGGCUCGUAUGAUUGUUGCGGACCGCGACUACGUUAUUAACAAGUACAACCUUAAGAAGCUCAAGGAUAUUGAGGAGCUGGUUGCCGAGGCCGUUCAGAUCAACGUUCCCUUCAACAACUACAUUACCGGUUUCUGCGCCUUCACCCACAAGGCUGGUAUCCACGCCAAGGCCAUCCUCAACAACCCCUCGACCUACGAGAUCAUCAACCCUGCUGAUUUCGGCAUGAGCCGAUAUGUCCACUUUGCCUCUCGCUUGACUGGUUGGAAUGCCAUCAAGUCGAGAGCAGAGCAGCUCCAGAUUGCCAUGAGCGAUGCGCAGUACAAGGAGUGCACGGCCAAGAUCAAGGCCUUGGCUGAUGUGCGCAAGAUCACCGUCGACGACACGGACAGCAUCAUCCGUGCUUUCCACCAAGCACAGAAGCUUAACAAGCCUUUGGAAUCGGUCAUGAAGGGUCUGAACGACACCGAGGUCAAGGCUCUCAAGGCUCAGGACAAGGAGCUGCAGCAGGAGACGGGCGCCGACGAGCCAUCUGCCAAGAGGCAGAGAAUUGAUGAGAUCAUUUCGUAA